AUGCUUCAGCUGAUCCCAUUUAUAUUACUUGACAGGUAUCUCUUUUGCUUUGCUUUAGUUUCUUCAUCUGAGAGCUUCUCUUUUUCUGUGAGCAAACCAGAAGUAAUGUUGAUAGGAUUGACAUUUUGGGAUGAAAUUCCAACAGUCAUAUUGUUAGAGAUUAUCAGCAGUAAGAGAAACAGCAGCUAUUGUCACUCCAAAGACUCUCUCAAUCUCCCAGACCAAGCAUGGCAACUGUGGAAUGAAGGCAAGAUACUCAAGUUUCCGGAUCCAAAGGUGUUUGGUUCACUUGAAACACCAACGCAAGUUGUUAGAUGCAUUCUUGUGGGCUUGCUUUGUGUGCAAGAACAUGCAAGUUACAGGCCAAAUACAGCUACAAUUGUUUCCAUGCUCUGCAGUGACACAGUUCUUCCUUCUCCUAAGCGACCGGCAUAUAGCAGCAAAGACAGAAGCUCUGAUGAUCCAAAUUUUUCACCUUGCUCCAGAAAUUCCAUUUCUAUUUCAAACGUUGAAGGACGUUAA
Solanum dulcamara is the source of this 522-nucleotide messenger RNA. Its product is annotated as G-type lectin S-receptor-like serine/threonine-protein kinase SD1-13. The coding region runs from base 1 to 522 and encodes 173 amino acids. The transcript has 2 exons. The record is from RefSeq and is a predicted model, not a curated record. NCBI's taxonomy places the organism in Eukaryota, Viridiplantae, Streptophyta, Magnoliopsida, Solanales, Solanaceae.